UUUUAAGUCAAAAAUGGGCCUAAAAGCUCAAAAACUGAGCGAGUUAUGGAUUUUCGAAUACCUUCAAAAUUUUUGAAAUUUUUGAAAUUUAAGUUUCUGUCGCGAAAACUCUUUUUGUACUGGUAUAAAAGUUCAUAACGUUAAAUUUUAAUUUUUAAAGAAAAAUACAAGAUUCAAUCUAAUUUUUAAGCCAAAAAUGGGCUUAAAAACUCAAAAACUGAGCGAGUUAUGGAUUUUCAAAAAUUAUCAAAAAAAAUUGUGUUUUUUAAAUUUAGGUCCUGUCGCGAAAACGUUUUGGGUACUGUAAUCACUAUGGCUCACAUCCCAAUAAUUAUUUUUGCAGUAAAGAACAAACUUUACGGUAAAUUUUAAGUCAAAAAUGGAGUGAAAAUCUGAAAAACUGGCCGAUUUAUGGAUUCUCGAAAAUGUACGAAAUUAUCGAGUUUUUGAAUAUAAGGUCCUGACGCGAAAACUCUUUGGGUACUGUAACCACUAUAGUUUACGGUUCAACACUAUUUUGGCAAAAAAACACAAGCUUUAAGGUAAAUUUUAAGUCAAAAAUGGAGUGAAACUCUGAAAAACUGGCCGAUUUAUGGAUUUUCGAAAAUCUUCCAAUUUUGUUUUUUUUUUAAUUCUCACUUUUUUUUCACAAUUUUGAACAUUUCCAGAAUGCAGAAAUUGACAAUUCUCCUACUUCUGACCAUCCUGGGCCUCGCGACAUGUCAAUGGGGCCCCGGAGGCUGGGGUGGUGGCCCCGGGCGAUGGGGUGGCUGGGGAGGCAACAGGUGGGGCGGCGGUGGAGGCCCCGGAGGCUGGGGGAAUAAUGGCGGCGGAGGCUGGGGACGAGGUGGAGGCCGAGGCGGAGGCGAUUGGGGAGGCAAUAAUGGGGGAGGUGGCAACUGGGGAGGCAACGGAGGUGGUCGCGGUGACUGGGGAGGUAAUGGAGGCGGUGGCCGAGGAGGCGGAGGCCGAGGCGAUUGGGGAGGAAAUAACAAUGGCGGAGGCGGAAACUGGGGCGGUGGUGGUAACAAUGAUGGAGGAUGGGGAGGAAAUAAUGGAGGCGGAGGUGGAGGUCGUGGAGGCGGUGGUCGUGGAGGUGACGGUCGCGGACCACCUGGAAGCAAUGGAGGAGGCGAUUGGGGAGGCAACGGCGGAGGCGGUCGAGGAGGCGGCGGUGGCCGUGGUGGAGGUGGAGGUGGAGGUGCCGGAGAACGAAUUGCCGAAGGUGUCCUUGGAGCGUUGUUGGGAUAAACUGAUCUCUCAUUUGUCUUCUCUUUUAUAUACAUUUCCGUGUUUGUAUGAAUUGGCUGUGUCGAAAAAUACCGGUUUUCGAUUUU
This is a messenger RNA of Caenorhabditis elegans, 1337 nucleotides long. It is a transcript of the gene grsp-1, whose product is annotated as Glycine Rich Secreted Protein. Bases 670 to 1251 code for a protein of 193 amino acids. The record is from RefSeq and is marked reviewed. The transcript is spliced from 5 exons. Lineage: Eukaryota; Metazoa; Nematoda; Chromadorea; Rhabditida; Rhabditidae.